AAAAGACCUCAGCUCACUCUCUGACCAGUUAUCUCCACAUUCACAGCUGCCUUGCUCUGUAUUUGGCUCUGUUUGCGAGAACCUGCGAUUGUUUGCUCUGUCUGUUGAAUAUGUGAACACCGUUUCGCCGGCUCCCAUCGAUCCAGAAGAUCCAGUUUUGCCAACGUGUCGGAGGCCCAUUUGGUGGCAGGCCGUCGGUUUUCUUUCUCUCCAUUGGAUCGGCCGAAGGACUUCCUGUUUGUUUGAUCUGAGGGUUGAGAUUUGCUAUUCAGCAGUUUGGAUUUUCAGCCACGCAGUUGGCUUGACAUUGUUUGACCUUUGUGAAGAGAGGCCCGGUGGAUGGGAGGGAUCUGUUGAGAAAUCAUAUCUAUGAAGCUCGCAGUAUAGUAAAAACCAGAGAGCCCUCGGGCCUUCGGCUACAUGCUUAGACGUGCAUUUCUCUCCUUUUCUGAGUAGUUCCAGUUUGAUGAUGUGGAUAUUCAUUCUCCAGACAAAUAUCAUUCCUCUCACAUACGCCAUAAUCCUUUUACGCUCUCAAUUUUUAUAUCAUCCAUGAUCGCUUUUUUUUCAUCGAGCUGGACUGUUUGCUUGUGGUAAAGUUUGGCUGAGGAGGAAAUAAAGUCCGAAUCGGAAGUUGAUGGCAUGGAGGUGUCAAUGCCACCAAAAGCGGUCCCUGAUCUAGGACCAGCAGAGCAGACGUUGGCUGCUCAGAAGAGGAAAGCACCCAGUCCUCCACAUUCCUCCAAUGGACACUCUCCCUCCGACACUUCACCUAGUCCCUCAAAGAAGAAGAAGAAACCAGGAAUGAUCAACAACAGUAAAGACCAAUGUGAGCUUAGACAUGGUCCCUUUUACUAUGUCAAGCAGCCCGCACUCACCACAGACCCUGUUGAUGUUGUACCGCAGGACGGGCGGAACGAUUUCUACUGCUGGCUGUGUCACCGCGAGGGCCAGGUGCUCUGCUGUGAGCUCUGCCCACGCGUCUACCACGCCAAGUGCCUAAAACUGGCCGCAGAGCCUGAGGGCGACUGGUUCUGUCCAGAAUGUGAGAAAAUAACAGUGGCUGAAUGCAUAGAGACUCAGAGUAAAGCUAUGACCAUGCUCAACCUGGAGCAACUGUCUUACCUGCUCAAGUUCGCUCUUCAGAAGAUGAAACAGCCAGGGACCGAGCCGUUUCAGAAGCCUGUGUCCCUGGAACAGCACCCAGAUUAUGCAGAGUAUAUAUUUCACCCUAUGGACCUCUGCACGUUAGAGAAGAACUUCAAAAAGAAGAUGUACGGUUGCACGGAAGCAUUCUUGGCCGACGUGAAAUGGAUUCUACACAACUGUAUCAUUUAUAAUGGAGGGAACCACAAGCUUACCGCAACUGCUAAAGUUAUUGUCAAGAUAUGUGAACAUGAGAUGAAUGAAAUUGAAGUUUGUCCAGAGUGCUACCUGUCUGCCUGUCAGAAGAGAGACAACUGGUUCUGUGAACCUUGUUCUCAGCCCCAUCCUUUAGUGUGGGCCAAGUUAAAAGGUUUUCCCUUCUGGCCCGCUAAAGCCCUGAGGGAUAAAGAAGGUCAGGUGGAUGCACGGUUCUUCGGCCAACAUGACAGAGCCUGGGUACCCCUAAACAACUGUUACCUCAUGUCUAAAGAGAUCCCGUUCUCUGUCAAGAAGACCAAAAGUAUCUUCAACAGCGCCAUGCAGGAAAUGGAGGUCUACGUGGAAAACGUGCGCAAGAAAUACGGCGUGUUCAAUUACGCCCCCUUCCGGACUCCUUACACACCCAGCAACCAGUUCCAGAUGUUGCAGGACCCUAGUAACCCCAAAAAAGGCCCGGUUAAACCUGAGAAACAGGAGAAAGUCAAGUUUAGCUUUGAUAUGACCGCCUCUCCCAAGAUGCACCUGGGUAAGACAGUGGUGUCAGGAGGAGGGGCGGGGCGGCGGAUCUCUGUGACGGACAUGCCUAGAUCUCCAAUGAGCACCAACUCUUCGGUCCACACGGGGUCAGACCUGGAGCAGGACGAACGAGGGGGGAGAGUUCCGUCGAGUCACUAUAGCGCCGGUGAAGACUCAAUGGAUUACACAGCUUCCCCUGCGUCUCUGAAAACAAGCGGCAGCCCCAAGCCUUCACUACCCACACCGGUUAAACAGGAACGGAGUUCGGGGACCGGGGGUAUCCUCAACCUCAACCUGGAUCGUGUUAAGGCUGAAAUGGACCUGAAGGAGCUCAGUGAGACUGUACAACAACAACAGCAGCAAGGAACCUCAGUGCUCCUCACAUCUCCCAAAAAAACAACCAGGAGUUUGGAUAAAACCAUAGAGAGCUGCAAAGCUCAGCUUGGAAUUGAUGAAAUCUCAGAUGACGUGUACCGCCGUGUGGAGCACAGCGACUCGGACGAGUCUGACAAAUCUGACUCCAGCGACAGUGAAUACAUGUCCGAUGAUGAACAGAAGCCUAAGAACACUAACAACAGCAAUAGUGUCCACAAUGCCUCCAAAAAGAUGCCGAGACUUCCAUCCGCUCAGGGACAAGACCAAGACGCUGCCCCUUCAGCCGGUGGAGGAACGGCAGCCGGGGACAAGAAAUCCUCAGAACUCCAAACCAAAGAGAAGACAAGUGGUGGCGCGGAGAAAGAUCCUCCUGAGAAGAACAAGCCCCCACCGCAGACGCCAAGGGAAGAGGGAAGAACAGCUGGACCUCACCUGGAUAUGGACUCGGACUCCGAACGGGAAUUAGUGAUAGACCUUGGUGAGGAAGCAGGAGGAAGAGAAAAGAGGAAAGCCAAGAGAGAUACCGCAUCGGUACCCAUCCUCACACCUAAAGACCAAACCGCCGCUAAAACCGAAGGUAAAGCUCCUGCGUCAACCAGUGUAUCAGCUUCUCCAUCCACAGAUAGCAUCUCGCCUUCCUCCAAUUCCGGUCCCAAAGACACGUCCACGCCAGCCAUCAAGUCUCCAGCCCCCGUCACGGCCGUAUCCACCGUUCCAGCCACCACGACCUCAGGUUCUCAACCUGUUCCUGCAGCCCCAACCGGCUCUAAUGCGGUGAAGAAACAGCGCCCUCUGCUGCCCAAGGAGAGCACGCAGGCGGCUCAACGGCCUGCCGUGUGGAACCAGGCUGGUGGUAAAUUCCAGACGUCUUCACAGAAGUGGCACAUGCAGAAGGUUCAGAGGCAACAGCAGCAGGGUGGGCAGGUUUCUCCGACGCCAGUGCCGAGCCAAUCACCAUCGCAGACAGGAGGGAACAACUCCAGCACUCACUACCAGACCAGGCAGUCUGUCAAGGCUGUUCAACAGAAAGACGCACCCCCUGUUAAUGCUGCAGCUGGUUCCUCCACCUCCAGUUUGGCUGUAGAUUUCCUCACCCCUCCUGCAUCCGCAGAUGUGGCCGCUGACAUCGCCAAAUACACCACGAAGAUGAUGGACGUGAUCAAGGGAACAAUGACAGAGAUUUACAACGAUCUUUCCAAGAGCACAACGGGAAACACCAUUGCAGAGCAGAUUCGGCGGUUGAGGAUUGAGAUUGAGAAAUUGCAGUGGCUACAUCAGCAGGAGCUGUCAGAGAUGAAACAUAAUCUAGAGCUGACCAUGGCUGAGAUGAGACAGAGUUUGGAGCAGGAGAGAGAGAGGCUGGUUUCCGAGGUGAAGAAACAGAUGGAGGUGGAGAAACAGCAGGCGGUGGAUGAGACCAAGAAGAAGCAGUGGUGUGCCAACUGCAAGAAAGAGGCCAUUUUCUACUGCUGCUGGAACACAAGUUACUGUGAUUACCCCUGCCAGCAGGCCCACUGGCCCGAACAUAUGAAAUCCUGCACCCAGUCAGCCACAGCUUCUCAGCAAGAGACCGAAGCAGGAGCUUCUUCGGACCCAAUGGGAAAACCUGUAGGACACUCGCCUAAAACUCAACCAAUGCCAGCAGGUGACCGAACAACGCCCCCGAACCGAGGACCCUCCCCUUCAACAGACAACACUAAAGGCAGCUCCUCUGUUGCUGUCUCAUAACCAGAGUUGUUCCUGGAUUUACAUCUUUAUCAUCAAAAUGGUUCCAAAUAAUAGAAGAAUCAGACGCUGCCACCACAUGACAUCGACUCGCUUUAAAGACAGUUUUCUUUGUAAAUUGUGGUACGGACACAAUGUGGUCACACUUCCUGUUCACUACAUCACAGACAACAUUAGGAGAAACGCCUAUAAACUUUCGAUUCAUUUCUACGUACGCUGUCGUUUCAUAUUUGAAUUUGUGACUUGUAUAGUACAAAGAGAGACGCCAUUUGAUAUGAAAUAUGCAACUGUUAUACUGUUGAGCUUUUUUUUAUACAUAUCAACUUUUGUAAACUUCCCAAAACAAACAAAUGUGUUUGAUCGAUUGUUUUUUGUCUUAAUGUGAAAGAUGCACUUAGAAGUGCCUCUGGAGGGGUGGGUUUACUUUGUGUAACUCAAAUGAAGAGCGUGUUUGUACAAGGUCAAAAUCUUUUACGAAAUGUGAUUGUAACCACUUGUGGAUUGUCACUACAUACUUGGACUUAUUAGAAAGAUCUAUACUCUGCAAAUCUUUCAUCCAUGAAAGGCUUCUCGAUUCAAAACGUUAUAAAACAAACAAAAAAUCUAGAAGAGUAAAGGAAAAGAUUAUACUUA
Messenger RNA from Triplophysa dalaica, 4614 nucleotides. It is a transcript of the gene prkcbp1l, whose product is annotated as protein kinase C binding protein 1, like. Gene Ontology annotation, molecular function: protein binding. The coding region runs from base 643 to 3984 and encodes 1113 amino acids. NCBI's taxonomy places the organism in Eukaryota, Metazoa, Chordata, Actinopteri, Cypriniformes, Nemacheilidae. Gene Ontology annotation, biological process: regulation of DNA-templated transcription. The record is from RefSeq and is a predicted model, not a curated record. The transcript has 20 exons.